GAGUAUAUACACGUUGGUGUGAAUCUGCCCACCCCUGUGUGUCUGUACGUUUGCCUACACCCCCGGGUGUCUGUGUGUGUGUGUGUGUGUGUGUACACGUGUUAGAAGGCAGACACCCACAAACGAGGGCUGCAAAUCCAGUGGAGUUUCAGAGUGAAGUCAGAAGGCAGAGCAGACAGGCACACACAAUUGCAAGGAGCAGGCAGGGUCACCUACUCGGGUGUGGUUUGAAUCCCAUCAUGUACUUCCGUUUGUGCUUGGUUUUGGCCAUCAUCAUCGGGGUCUCAGAAGGUCAGAAGCGACGCCCCACAACGGAUGAAUGGGACUACAAAGACGGAUCGGAUAAGGUCAGCAUGAGAGGAGUCGCCAAUCUGACUCAGGUCCUGGACAACUGGCGGUAUGACAUCCUCACCCAGAUGAAGAAUAUGCUUCAGAAUGACCACAAGUCUCUGCUGCCAGACUAUGCGAGGAUUGAACCUCUCUCCGAGGCCCUGAAUGACCUCUACAAAGAGUUUAACGCCCUCAAGGAACGUCUGGGGGAGCUCAGUGAGAAGUUUACCCCAAUUGAGACCUUCAUAGAAGAGGCAAAGAAAACCCAAGUGCCUAAGAAGAAAACCAUCAUCCCUAAGAAGAAGACGACUGCCUGAGGACUUCUUCUCUCUCUCUCUCUCUUGCUCUCCCCCUCUCUCUCUCUCUCUCUCUCUCACCCCCUCUCGUUUAACACCCACCCCCAAUAAAACCUAAGAUCCCACCACCAAUCAAGCAGA
Erpetoichthys calabaricus (reedfish) is the source of this 767-nucleotide messenger RNA. RefSeq lists its product as uncharacterized. The transcript has 4 exons. The record is from RefSeq and is a predicted model, not a curated record. The coding region runs from base 240 to 647 and encodes 135 amino acids. Lineage: Eukaryota; Metazoa; Chordata; Cladistia; Polypteriformes; Polypteridae.